UCCUGAUGGCGCACAGUGUGUGUUGAGCUCUUGUGCCAAAAAGUAAUAGAUUACUUCGCAACCAGCAUUUAUUUUUAAUCCUAUUUAAAUUAAACUUUACUUUAACUUACAAUGUUCAACAAACAGUAUUUUGUCGUGCUCUUACUGGCGUACGUUGCUAAUUGCGAAAAAUCAUAUUUACCACCCUACAUCGUACCAUGUGAGUUCAAGAGCGAUGACUUCGUGGACUGCGUCAAGAAUCAAAUUGAGAUCGCACUGCCGCUAUUCACACUUGGAAUCCCAGAAAUGGACGUACCUUCAAUAGAUCCAGUUCACUUGAAGAACAUCGAGAUUCUUGGAAACGGGCUGAACCUGACCUUCUCGGAAGCUAAAAUGCACGGCCUUAGUCAGGCUAAACUGACGGAAUUAAAGGUGCAACUGAGCAAAGGUGAAGGAAAAUUUUCUCUAUCGUUCAAAAGCAACAUGAACUUGACUGCAAAGUACGUCGCCGAUGGCAAAAUCCUAAUUCUUCCGAUCAAAGGAAACGGAGACGCAUUGGUUGAUGCUCAGGGUGUAGAAGUGCACAUUGACAGUAAAUUGAUCCACGAAAAGGACAGCAAAGGUGACCAUAUGAAGCUGGCUACUCCAAAGUAUAGGUAUACCAUCGAACGCACCGUAUUCGACCUGAAGAACCUAUUUAACGGAAACAAGCAACUUGCGGACACAACCCUUCAGUUUGCCAACGAAAACUGGCAACAGUUGAUGGAUGAGCUCUCUCCCCCGGCCAUCAAGCAGAUCGUAAAAACCGUCGUCAAAGCCAUCAACAAGUUCUUGUCCAAAGUCGACAUUCAUGAAAUAAUAAAAGGAUAUACCGAAGAUUAAAAUAAGCUGUGAUCAUAGUCAAUAAGAGAUGAUUAACUCAUUCAUAAAUCAAUUAAGUAAUUGAAGAUAAGAUUAUUUAAUUUCUGCAAUUAUUGUCACGCUUUUAAGAAUUAAUUUCGUCUGAUGAUGAUACAGCAGGUUACCUUUAGCGCCUACGUACAUUAUUUCUUAUCGGUAUUUCAUACAAUUUGCUGAAAUCUGUGUAUUACUAUUUGGUAAUUGAACAUUUCUAAUUAUUAUAAAAUAGAUACAACUCAACAAACUGAAAUCAAAAGUUUACUAUGUAUUUAUGUUA
Molecule: messenger RNA, 1156 nt
Organism: Spodoptera litura
Lineage: Eukaryota; Metazoa; Arthropoda; Insecta; Lepidoptera; Noctuidae
Product: juvenile hormone binding protein brP-2095
Biological process (GO): multicellular organismal reproductive process
Source: RefSeq, a predicted model, not a curated record